Molecule: messenger RNA, 2254 nt
Organism: Cucurbita moschata (crookneck pumpkin)
Lineage: Eukaryota; Viridiplantae; Streptophyta; Magnoliopsida; Cucurbitales; Cucurbitaceae
Product: transcription repressor OFP13-like
Exons: 1
Coding region: 1426-2211 (261 amino acids)
Biological process (GO): negative regulation of DNA-templated transcription
Source: RefSeq, a predicted model, not a curated record
CCGUAUAUCGUUCUCCUCUCCAAUUAAUGUGGGAUCUCACACCAUCUCACCUCUUAUUAGCGUAAGAGGUUCCACUUGUCUCGAGAGAGUACAAGAAUCUUACAUUUAAUUUAUGGAUUUGAACGUAGAACCUUGUAUCUAGAAAAUGGAAACAUCUAAUUUCUACUGGUUGGACACUUUUAGUAGGCCCAACCCGAAUGGAUCAGAGAAGGUUGUUAUUUUCAUUGUUUUUUUUUAAUGGAGGUGGAAUCGAACCGCAUAAAGAAAUUUUAGAUCAACUUAGAAAUGUCAAUGAUGCAAGGCAAGGAUGGAGACAUGGAUGCAUGUUCCCAAUGAAGGUGGAACCGAUCCAUUAAAGAAAUCUAGUUCAAGUUAGGGAUGAUAAUGAUGCAGCUUACAGGUGAAGGCAAGGUUGCAUUUCACAUACCCAUCCUUAUUAAGGAUUGUUAAUCUUCCUCCUUGCCUCGUUCCCUGAUUUGAGAUUUGAGGAAUCAAAAUAUUAGUUUCGAAUAAAAUAUUAAUUAGUUAUUAACAAAUAGGUUAGAAACACGUCGACGGCCGUUUUUGUCAUGCAUGUUACAUAGUUGAUAAUCUAUGCAUCAUACAGUUUGGUGUUUCGGGUUUGUUUAGAUUGAAAUUAAGAAAGACCAACCCUCUUUCGAGUCAAUUUUGUGCAUGAGAGUUCGUAUACAGUAGAGGAGGAGAUCAAACUAUUGGUAUUUAGAAUGAUAACGAGUAUCUUAUCCACUAAGUAAUGCUCGAAUCAACCUGAUAUUGUUUGAUUGUCUCUUUCUUUUUAUAUUAUUUUUUAAUAUCGAAAAGUGAGACUCAUUUGCGGAAAAAAAGUUAAACUCCUUCCAACUCCAAAAUAAAUAGAUGAAAGAUGACAUAGAGGUUAGGACCACUACCAGCUUGCAUAUGUCAACAUCAAACACUCCAAACUUCCAACCUUAACCUAAAUUUAACCAAACACAACCAACAUUAUCUUCUACCUUCUUCAUAUAUAUAUAUAUUUUAAAAAAGAUAAAUCUAUAAACUCGGAAUCUGCCCAGACAACUUUGGUCGGAUGAGGAGUUCAUGUUCGAGAGAGUAACAUUUACCUUUUUAUUGUAAACGAAUCUUUUAGUAUACUUAAUUUUCAAAAAUAAAAAAUUAAGCUCAUAUUCUAUCGUGCUCUAAAUUUCUUGGAUUUAGAUUUCAUAUUGAUCUCUUAGCUGUAACCGUACGAACUUUGUAAUGCCUAAGUCAAACACUUCUCCCCAUCUUUUUUGUUUUUUUUUUAAUAAUGAUUUUGCAUUAGAAAAUACACAUGAUAUUGAAUUGUAAAGUUAAAAAAAUAAAAAACCAAACAAAAUUUCCUAUGGUCUCUGUCCAGUCUGUGUGUAAGCUGUCUCCCUUCCACAGCUCUCUCUGACUCCUCCAUUAAUGCCAAACAAAGAAUUCAUCUUUCCCUCAUUAUUUGAACCCCACGAAAAAAGAAGCAAGAAAAUGGCCAACAAAGUGAAAAAGCUUCCUAAUUUUCUCAAUAAAUCCCCAUGGCUAUGGCGUUCCUGCUCCCAAUCCAGAACCCUCUCUUUUCGCACCUCUAACGACAUCUUCAGAACCAUCAACUCAGCCUACCAAGAACAAGAAGAAGAGGAAGAAAACCCAGCAGCCGACAUGUCGGAUGAUGAUGACCAAAUUGAGGCCUUAGUGAGAGGGCUAAGGCUAAGGCAGGGGAAGCGGCUGUUUUUGGAGCUGGAAGAGACUAAUUCCAUAAUGGCGGUGGCGGCGGCCGUGGCUGUGGGCGGAAACAACCAGGUUCCAUUCAAGGAGAGUGUGGCAAUGGCAAUGGAUUCAAAGGAGCCAUAUUUGGACUUCAAGAAGUCAAUGGAGGUGAUGGUGGAAGCUCAUGGAUUGAAGGAUUGGAAAGGCAUGGAAAUGCUUCUGAGUUGGUAUUUGAAGGCUAAUGGAAAGCCUAAUCAUGACCUCAUUAUUGGAGCCUUUGUGGAUUUAUUGGUUGAUCUUGCUUUUGCUUCCUCCUCCUCCUCCUCUUCUUCCUCCUCUCUUCUAUACUCUUCUUCUUCGUGUUCUUCGUGUUCUACCAUAUCGUCAAACUCCAUUGAAAUUAUGGACGAUAUUGUCGAGUCAGAGUGUAGUACUUCUUCCUCAACUCCUGCUACUAUUCCUUGUCUAUCUUCUUUGUUCGAAGAGGAGGAAGAAGAUUUUUAAUUAGUCAACUACGUUAAUGAUAUCGAUAAUAUCCUUUUCGAUA